AUGGAAUCCGCCUCGCCCGUACUACGGCCAUUGGGUAGAAAUGGACCUCUGGUGCCACGGAUUGGCUUCGGUACCAUGGGGUUGGGGUUUCCCUGCUCGCGAACGACAGCUCCCAUUCCUGAUCCUGAGCGUCUUGCCCUUCUUAAUCGCGCGUAUGAACUCGGAUGUACUUUCUGGGACACCAGUGACUACUAUGGCGAUGCUGAGGUUAUCAUCGGCAAAUGGCUUGCCUCGAAUCCCGAGAAGCGCAAUGAUAUCUUCCUUGCCACAAAGUUCGGCGCCAUCCAACUUCCCACGGGUUUUGAAUUCCGCGGCGACGCCGCAUAUGUGCCCAUUGCCUGUGGGAAAAGCCUCAAAAGACUCGGGGUGGAGACAAUUGACCUCUGGUACCCCCAUCGGCUCGAUGGAUCGACCCCUAUUGAGCAUAUUGUGGCGGAGAUGGUCACGUUGAAGGAACAAGGCAAGAUUCGAUAUCUCGGUUUGUCAGAAGUCUCCUCGGCAACCCUGCGACGCGCCCAUGCCGUGCACCCGAUUGCGUGCGUCCAGAUGGAAUACAGCGCCUUCACGACGGAGAUUGAGUCCCCUGAACAUAACUUUCUGGCAACCUGCCGUGAGCUUGGCGUCGCCGUCGUCGCAUACUCUCCCUUCUCUCGAGGCCUGCUCAGUGGGGGUAUCCAGGGGCCGGACGACUUCGAGGAGGGUGACAUUCGCCGCUUCUACCCGCGUUUCUCGAGGGAGAACUUUCCCAAGAAUAUGGAGCUUGUCGGGGCCAUCAAGGAACUUGCGACCAAGAAAGGCGUCACUGUUGGUCAGGCAGCACUAGCGUGGCUGCUGAGUCAAGGGGAUGAUAUCUUUCCAAUCCCUGGAACUAUCACCAAAAAGUACAUCGAGGAGAACUUCGCGGCGAUGCACGUGGAGCUCACCCCUGAAGAGUCGCAGCAUAUCCGCGGCUUGGUGGAGAAGGCAUCCGUGUUUGGAGAUAGAUGGCCGCCGGAGCAUGGACUUGGCUUGUUCGCCGACACGCCGCUUCCCGAGGAGAGGAAGGAUGAGAAAAGGAUGCCACUAUAG
Messenger RNA from Coniosporium apollinis CBS 100218, 1068 nucleotides. RefSeq lists its product as uncharacterized. NCBI's taxonomy places the organism in Eukaryota, Fungi, Ascomycota, Dothideomycetes. The transcript has 4 exons. Gene Ontology annotation, cellular component: cytoplasm. Bases 1 to 1068 code for a protein of 355 amino acids. The record is from RefSeq and is a predicted model, not a curated record.